AUGAAGCUGGGGCUUACGGCGAAGGAUUUGUGCCUGAUGAGGGAAGCUCUGUAUCUGAAUGAACAGUUCUCGUCUCGAUCCCAGCGAGAGGUGAAGAGCAUCUCGGCGAUGCCAAACCAGCCACAAGCAGCGGAGCCCCCCGACCCCCCAGAUCCACGAGACCGGGUCUCUCAUCCGUCGUGCAAGGGGGCUCUCGCUUGGCUUAGUCAAGCGUUUCACGUUCGAGAGGGUCAUGGAGAACCUUCUCCCUUCCCAUCGCGGCAAGGAUCUAAUCUGGGUAACCGGAUAGGGUUUCUGGAGAUGACUGGGGUCCCUGCUCUUCCGGCGAUGGCUGGGGUUUCCGGCUCACCGUCAAUGUGUAGCACCGGAUAUGGAACCGCAACCGCCCCAAGCAUCCAAAUCUGGUAUGUAAAAGGUUUGAGCCUGGCUUGUUCACUGAGAUCCGACUCCCGCAAGCCCUCACCGGAUCCACCUUCCAUUCCGACGGGUUCGCCACUAGUGAAACAUCAGAUCCACCUCCCUCUGCCUUGGUUUAAACUGACCAGAGCUAUCUCCGGUAAUUUUUGUCAGCCGGAACCAUGGUCUUACCCGAUGCUGCCACAAUAUUCCGAGAUGUAUCAGAGUUGGGCUAGACCCAUGAGUUCUUUCAAAAGUGGGCUUUGCUAG
Messenger RNA from Arabis nemorensis, 666 nucleotides. NCBI's taxonomy places the organism in Eukaryota, Viridiplantae, Streptophyta, Magnoliopsida, Brassicales, Brassicaceae. The record is from the annotation of a GenBank genome assembly.